GAAAUCUGAUCCUGCACUUGGCCCUUUAAAGGAAUAAGGGAUGCAUUUAGUGACUGGAGAAUCGGGAUCCACGGCACGGUGACACAGUCCCCUGAACUUUCUCAGUCUCUCUACGUGCAUGAGAGACACGGACAACCGGGGUUAUACCGGACGAUACUACAGCAUGAAACGUUGAAAGAAGAAGCAUAAGUAGGCUAGGAAUUACAGUCAGAGAGUGAGUGUUAAUUGCAGCGUGAUGUGAUUUACCAGGGCGAGUUUACUAGGCUACGUGAAGCAAGAGAGAGCGAGAGGGAGCGGACUGACUGCAGGACUACAAAGUCACAAGGUCCGGGUCAGUCGGUCGGCUACCAGUCUGCGAGUUCUGUCGGUCAGCGGUCAAGAUGGCGGACGUCUUGGAGAGCGGCGGGGCGGGAGCAGGCUCUGUAGGAGGAGCCGGCAGCGUGGAUUGGCAGAAGCAUUGCGUUGCCUUGGAGAUGCAGCUGCUCAGGUUCCGUCUGCAGGCGGGGAAGAUCCGAGAGCUGCUGGCUGAGAAGAUGCAAGAGCUGGAGCAGAGGGUUACAGAGUCUGACCAACGGGCUGAGAGCGCCGAGAAACGGGUCCAUGUCAUGGAAGAGAAGCUGAAAUCUGCAAACAUGCUACAACCCAGCGAAUCAGAGAACUCGUUGUACAGAAGGUACCAGGAGCUGACCAAUCAGGUGCAGGAGAAAGAUGCUGUGAUAAAGAGAUUAGAGGUGCAGCUGGAAAAACAGAUCUUAGUCAGAGCCCAGGAGGCUAAGAUCAUUGAGGAGAAGGCUGCUAAAAUCAAAGACUGGGUUACAUUCAAGCUACGAGAGAUGGAGAUUGAGAACCAGCAACUGAAGGUGUCAAACCUGAAGCAGGCAGAACAGAUCAUGAUGCUCCAGGACAAACUCCAAGCUAUCUUGGAGAACCCUUCAUCUCCUGGACCACCCACCUCUCCUUCCACAGACACCCACCAGGUACCCUGCAGCCCCUUAUACCCCCCAAGAUGUCCAGGGACCCCGCCAGUCCAGGAGGAGACAAGCUGGGGAAAACAGACAGGCAUAGGGGACAGGUCAGAGCAGCCCUGUAAACGGAGCGGUGACCGAGGGGACAGAGACACAACAGGCCACGGCACAGUGACAGUAACCCUGUCAAACACUCCCUGUUUGGGCAGCAGGGGCAGGGAGACUAGGGCUGGACCUGGUAGUCCUGUUCCAACCACUCGAGGUCAAGACCAACCACUAGGUGGUGCUACUCCCAGAGACCACUCCUCGGACGAGCUCAGCAGCAAGUUCCGCUCCCAAAGUCUCCGCUCCUCCUCCUCUUCCUCCUCCUCCUCUUCCUCCACCUAUGAAACAACCCACGGGGGUCCCGGUAUCCCUGACACCCCUACCCCCACCUCCACCCCUAAAAGCCCUCUCCUCUGCCGUUCUCCGUCUAACUCCCACCCCUUCCAGACCACCUCCCAGACCCUGGCUCUACCCUCCCAUACUGGGACCAGCAUGACCUUACCCAAGUUGCGGACGCCCCUGACCCCCCGCGAUAGCGUCCAGCUGGUGAAGAAACACUACAGCCAGCCCCAGCCUGGAGGUCUGGACCGGCUGCACCACAUCAAUGUCCCCACAAACAUGAUGGCCUCCAGCACCCAGAGCCCUGUGUCCCCUUCCAACUGCAAUCAUGUCCUGGAAGAGACAGAUAUAGAUGACGGGCUGCCUGACGGUAUGGAGGGGGUGGUGGAGGGGGCCGGGGACAAAGGUCCUCCCGAGGAACAAGUGUUUGUUAGGUUGGCUGAGGAUCUGGAACUGCUGGACCCAGAUGUCCUGAAACCCCCCACCCCUCCUCUCCACCGGUUCCCUUCCUGGGAGAGCCGUAUCUAUGCUGUGGCCAAGUCGGGGAUGAGAGUAUCAGAGGCGACUGCAGGAGCCAGAGGUCCUGGACGAGGAUCCAGCUUACCGCAGUACCCCUCCACAGGACCGUUCACUCACCUGAUUUACAAGAAUAUCAGUGUGCCCGUGUAUACCACACUCAAAGGGAAAGCCACUCAGAUCAGCAGUGUGCCCCUGCAUGAUGAUGACUCUGGUUCGGAGGACGACAGUGGCUCUCUGGCCAGCCUCAGGACCUCCACCCUUGGCCCAGACAGGAAGGGAAGCACCCCUGGGAGCCCCCGCGCCGUCAAGAGGGGUGUGUCCAUGUCGUCCAUCAGCUCUGAGAGUGACUACGCCAUCCCACCUGAUGCCUACUCCCUGGACUCUGACUACUCUGAGCCGGAGCACAAAGUCCAGAGAACAUCCUCAUACUCCUGUGAGAGCCUGCGAGAGCCCGAGAUGCUGGAGAAGUCAGGGUACCUGCUGAAGAUGGGCAGUCAGGUGAAGGCUUGGAAAAGACGCUGGUUCAUCCUGAGGAACGGAGAGAUACUCUACUACAAGUCUCCUAGCGACGUUAUACGGAAGCCUCAGGGUCAGAUGGAGCUGAACUCUUCCUGCAGGAUCGUCCGUGGAGAAGGAGCACAGACAUUCCAGUUGAUAACGGAGAAGAAGACGUUCUACCUGACGGCUGACUCUCCCAACAUCUUAGAGGAGUGGAUCAGAGUUCUACAGAACAUUCUCAAGGUCCAGGCCAGCAGCCCCGUCCCAAUGGAGACCACUGCAGCCAAACCUACUGUGAAGGGCUGGCUCACUAAGGUGAAGCAUGGUCACUCUAAGCUGAUGUGGUGUUCUCUGGUCAGCAAGGUGUUUUAUUACUACAGGAACCAGGAUGACAAGCUCCCCCUAGGCCAGCUGCGGAUUCGUGAGGCGGCGGUGGAGGAGGUGGACAGGUCAUGUGACUCGGAUGAGGACUACGAGGCCAGUGGGCGUGGCUUCUUGUCGUCCCACUGUACCCUAGUGGUGCACCCCAGAGAGCAGAGCCCCACCUACCUGCUCAUAGGCACCAAGCAAGAGAAGGACACCUGGCUGUAUCAUUUGGCGGUGGCAGCGGGCAGCAGUGCCAGCUUCAAGGUGGGCACAGAGUACGAGCAGCUAGUCGGGAACCUACUGGACGUAGAGGGUGACCCAGACUCUGCGUUGUGGAGGAGUGAGUCUCUAUGUUUCUGUAAAGACGGCCUGCGCUCCCCUCUCACCACUCUACCCUCUGAAGCUCUGCAGACUGAAGCCCUCAAACUCUUCAAGUCCUGUCAGCUAUUCAUCAACGUGCUGGUAGAGUCUCCCUCCAUCGACUACCACACAUCCCUUGCCCAGAAUGCAUUGCAGGUGUGCCUGACGCACUCCGAGCUCCAGAACGAGAUGUACUGUCAGCUGAUCAAGCAGACCAACCGACGCACGCCACACAACUACUCCCUCACUCAGUGCUGGCAGCUGUUGUCUGUGUGUGUGGCUCUCUUUCUGCCUCAGCAACACUUCCUGUGGUACCUCAGACAAUAUCUGCAGCGUCAUGCAGACCCCAGGAGUGAGGUGGGGAAGUAUGCAGUGUACUGUCAGAGGUCUGUGGAGCGUACCCUACAGAACGGGGAGCGAGAGGCCAAACCGUCACGUAUGGAGAUCCUGUCCAUCCUACUCAGGAAUCCCUACCACCACUCACUACCCUUCAGCAUCCCUGUCCACUUUAUGAACAACACCUACCAGGUUGUAGGCUUCGAUGGCUCCACUACGGUAGACGAGUUCCUGAGCACCCUGACCCAGAGGGUGGGCAUGAGGAAACCACACCUGUCUGGCUUCGCCCUCUUCACUGACGACCCCUCAGGGAAAGACCUGGAGCACUGCCUACAGCCCAGCGUCAAGAUCUGUGAUGUCAUCUCCAAGUGGGAACAGGCCCUGAAAGAGCUGCAUCCUGGGAAAUAUGAGGGGACACGCAUCGUCCGUCUGACAUACAAGAGCAGGUUGUGUUUCCGGGCCCAGGCUAAAGGGGAAAUGGACCGUGAGCGCCUCCUGCUGGCCUACCAGGUGAAUGAAGAGGUCCACCAGGGACACUUCCCCGUCAACAAGGAGUUGGCUCUGGAAGUGGCUGCUCUCAUGGCUCAGGUAGAGCAUGGUGACCUGGACCGUCCGGCCCCCUUCUCCCCCAGCAGUAGCUCCUCUCCUCAGCCUAAAGCCCAACAGAACUCCCCUAGCUGCAACUCUCCCAAAACCCAACAGAUCCUCGUACAGGCCCUGGAGCGCUUCUACCCCAAACGCUACAAACAGGACUGCAGCAUGGACCAAUUCAGAGACCUAUCAGAGUGCCUGGCCACUAAGUGGUCAGUCCUGCGUGGCUGCAGUGCCUCAGAGUGUGUCAGAAUCUACUUGACCGUCGCUAGGAAGUGGCCGUUGUUCGGUGCCAAGCUCUUCAGUGCUAAGCCUAUACCUCCCUCGUCUGUGGAGCAGUCCCAGGUUUGGCUAGCCGUCAAUGAGGAUGGACUGUGUGUGCUUGACUAUACCAUGCACCUUCUGGUCAUGUACUCCUACCAAUCAGUGAUCACGUUUGGCGGUUGCCGUGACGACCUGAUGGUGGUAGUGAGCCAGACCAAAGAGCAGGGUGGAGGGAAGAAGAGUGUGGAGAAACUGGUCUUCGCUAUGGCUAAACCCAAGAUCCUGGAGUUGACUCUGUUAAUGGCCAGCUAUAUUAACUACUGGACACCCAUCCUCCCUGGGGCCCAGAACCAGCCCACAGGACCAUGCUCCCCUCUGGGGCCCUGUGAAGCUGGGGCUGAGGCCAGGAAGAUGUGGGACGUGGAUAGCAGACACUUUCCCUCCAUGACCUACACAACCAAAGGACCCACUCUACUGUGAAUACAGAAACAACAAUCAACCCCCUGUUCCAGUGCAUCUCUGGGAAAACAUGGUAAUGUUCCUUAGCCAAUGAAUGGAAGAAAACUGACUGAAACAAGGAGGAUCUAUACCUGGAUGUGUCAAAUAAGAAAUGCUCAUUUUAGUUUUCCAUUUCAAACGAUUUUGCGACAGUGUACCCUACUGAACAUGAUCCAGGACUGAGAAACUACAGGGUAUUGUGGGAGUUGUGGUACAGACGAUAUUUAGCUCCACAUACAUUACGUUACACCUGAAAAUGGCCAUUGUUUUAUUUUGCCCUCAUUCCCUUUGGCCAGGAGUGGAUUCUGUUGCAUAUACACGUGACAUUUAUUUUUAACCAUGAUGAAUGGGAGAUGCUCGUUUGUGGAAGGGGACCAUAGGUAAAAGGGGUAACAGUUGGUCGGAAGAAGUGGGAGAGGAUAUCGUUUGUGGUUCAUAUGAAGAUGUCGCUCUUCGAAUGUCUGUGUUUUAGUCUUUAGAUUGUUGUGUUUAUUCCUGUAACAAGAGUGUUCACCUCUGCUUAAUUUACAAAAAAUAUGCUCACGUUUGCGGACUAUUUGAAAAACAAUUGAGCCUUGAAAAAUGAGAUUUACAGUGUGGGAUCAGUAUAAAGGACCAACACACACAACUUGUUGACGUUGGUAGUCUGGCCAUUAGCUAUACAAUGAGAAAUAAUAAGCUUCUCCCUCCUCAUUUUAAACCUCAACUCUCCCACACCCACACCCUUGUCUGUUCCAGACAGUGUAUGCCAAAUGGCACCCUAUUCCCUUUCUAGUCCACUACAUGCAACGCAUACACUGUCUUUUGUUAAAGGGGAAAAAAGCUGUUUUUAAAAAAAGAGGAAAAUACUGUUGAUUUCUUCUGGCUCUUUGGUACCUAAUAUGGAUUGGACUAACGUUAUUUAACAUUAAACCAGUACAAAAUAAUUAUAAUAUUCAAGAAAUCAAAUUGUACUUGAUUUUUUUCAUCAAAGAAUUGAACAAAAUGUCUGACUUUUAUAGAAAACACCAGGCCUGAGGAGGAACCAUCAAAGCUCUAUAACGUAUAAUACAAUUGAUGAUUGUACCAUUCUGACCAAGCAAUGUUUUUAUAACCAUUUUGACCACAUAAUGGUUAUCAAUAUUUUUUUUAAAGAUUAUAGUGUAGAAUAGAAAUAGAGAUGGAAUACAAUGUGUGAUGUGUCUGUCAGAUGUAUGAACUCAUUGGGUGGCAUGUUCCUACUGAAGAAUCAGCAGCUGUUCUUCCUGGGGGCCACACAAAACGUAGAACGUGACAUAAUACAGAACACUAAUGGACAGGAACAGCAACACCAAAAUUGAAAGGAACAACGCUACGACAAUACAAUGGAAGGUCAUGAGAACACAGCCAGGUGGGACAGAUUACAUGGAGAGGUCCAGACACAUACGACUGGUACGAUUACAGAUAUUCAAAUGUUAUUUAGUGACUUGAAUUGUUUUGGAUCAAACCACUUGUUUUUUGUAUUUAUUUCAUUUUCGGCAUUUUGUGGCUUUUUUUUAUUUUUUUAAUGCUGUAAAUUAUGUUUGGCAGAACGGUUAGGUUUUCAACUGAAACAUACAUUCAAAACUGACAAUGACUUUGUUUGUCUAAAGUAUCUGAAUAGUUUAACUUGACAGUUUUACACUGUAUGAAUGCAGUAUGAUUUGCGAAUUAGGGAUGUUAAGUCAAUGAAACAGAUUUAUAUACGAUGUGCUUAGCUGUUAUUGAGAUCCUGUGUUUAAAGUCAAAUAAACCGUACGAUCUACACAACUGUUUUGUGUGAUACAUUUUCAAUUCCACUUUCAAGGGACAUUGAGCCCCAUUAAUUAUUUCUCAAUGUGGAAAUAAUCCUACAUUUAUACCCUAAUUGGAAAAUAUGCUGACGUUGAAAGUGCUUAUAUCCAGUGUGAUGUAAUUGCUUUGACCUAGGAAACAUUUAGAAAGACUUCAAACAUACUGGCGAAUACAAUACGCUUGUUCUUAUCUUGUUUUUUAAAGUUUUUUUUUACACCCAAACUAUCCACAUACAUUGGCAAAUGUGCCAGUGUGAUGUACAGUAGGCUAUGCAUUGUGCAUAUGUUGACGUAGGUGGGGUUUGGUAGCUAGGGUGGUAGUUGCUCUGAUUUGCUUCAUCCAAACAGGUCAACGUGGUAAUGAUGUUUUGCUGCCAACAGCAUUGCUAUAAAUCUUUCUCUUUUUCUUGAAUGAUUUCUCAAAACCUCCUGUUUUUGUAGUUACUCUAAUAUGACCAAAAAUUAUCAUUUGGACACUGCCAACUUAGGAAAAAGACAAUUCUUUGUCAUUGUUUUUGCUCUCUGUUGAAGAGGAUAGCUUGUAGGUUUGGCCAUUCCGUAACGUUGCUUUUGUGUUUGUCUCUAUUUGAGCCUUUAUGAUUUUAAAUAGCAGUGUUUUGCUUUAGGCCCUAUGGGGGAAAUUCAGACCAAAGUUGCGCAUGUAUAAAUGGAACUGGUCCCCCUUUUCUGCACUUUUCUCCCUAUGCGUUUCUGACCUUGAACCUAUGCAUGGGGGUAAAUGUCAACAAGGCAAAGAGACAUGCCAAAUGUUUUAAUCAUAUGCCCAAACGGUUUCCUUAAAUGUCUAGGCUAUAGGCUAUGUUAAAUAUUAUUAGCCGCUAUCAGUAGCGGCCUUUUGUAAUAACCAUUUAUAUAUAACUUUUCAUUUAGUUUUUGUUCCCUUCCCUGCAUUAGUAUCAUUCCAUUACAUUGUUUGAUUCAGCCAACCUUUAUUUCUUUCCUCUGUAAAACGCUGUCACAUCCUUGUGGUUUUGGCUGAGGGUCAAGUAAUAGUGGAUACUAGGCCAAAUACAAAUUAUAGUAAAAAAACGAAUGUGGACAUGUAGGUUUAAUAAAUCAUUAUGGAGCUCAUUAUGGAGCUCAUUAUGGCGCUCAAACCUGAACUUGACGCAUGGUACAAGACUUGGCAUUUGCCAUCACACAGUUCCAUGAUCAGUGCAGGCAAUUAGGGUAUAUUUAUUAUAUCGUACCAUUGCAUGCUAUUCUCCAUAGUAUAAAUAUAGUGUAGGCUACAUUACUUCCAAUGUUACCAUUGAUGAACUGAAUGUGGCAACUUUCAGAAUGAAUCAAACCAACUUUUGGGGGUUUGUGCGUAAAAGCUCUAUUUUUUUCCAGUAGGAUCUGUGAUUUUUCCCUAAACAUAAAUGAUGUGUAAUAAUGUGUACAUAUGUUUUCAUGGCUAUCUUUCUGUGUUCUGAGCGCAUUCUCCAUAGUCUACAUUUUAGUCUUGUGCCAAUCAAAUUCUAAUUAAAGGUACACCAUAUUUAGAGGAAUUACUUGGAAGAAAUUAACAGAAAAACUAAUUAAACAAAAAACAACUGAUUAAAUUGGUGGGCUACCCAGUGGGUGUGUUUUCUGGGGUUUAAUUAAAUGUAUUCAGAGAAGGUUUUCCCAUCUCCACAGAGGAACUCUGGAGCUCUGUCAGAGUGACCAUUGGAUUCUUGGUCACCUCCCUGACCAAGGCCCUUCUCCCUCAAUUGCUCAGUUUGGCUGGGAAGCCAGCUCUAGGAAAAGUCUUAGUGGUUCCAAACUUCUUCCAUUUAAGAAUGAUGGAGGCCACUGUCUUCUUGGGGACCUUCAAUGCUGCAGAAAUGUUUUGGUACCUGUUACAGGAAUUAAAUUCCUUUUAUGUUUUAUUUAACCAAUUCAAUUAAAAACUCUGCCCACUCCUAAGAAUUUGUAAGACCCCUAUUUGCAUAAAAUGGACAGCGACCAGUCUCAAAAUCAAUCAGUCGCAUUUAUUCUCGAGAGUACUGAACACGAUACAAUUUACCACAGGUUAUAAACUGAAAAUUACGUCAUUAGUUUUCGAACUGUCCCAUCUCUUCUCCACUCUGGUACAAUGGCAGUAUAGUUCUCAGGCCUUCCUACAUCGACUCCCACCAGUAUAGAUAAUUUAUGACUGAGCCAAGGUCUUCCUGUGUAGAUAAGCAUUCUAGCCAGUUCAUUCGUUUCUACCAAGGAACAGACAGUCAUUGUUCUAAUUCUUGAUUAUAAUUACACACAUUAUAUUCAGUACUAGGAUUAAAAUAAAAUUCAUACAUCUACACAGUAACAUAAUAGUAUUCUGAUUAGUCAGUCCUGAUUGAAAUGUAUACAUAAUUAGUCAUUAUUGAUAAAAAAUCCCUUAACAGUACCCUUCCCCAGAUCUGUGCCUCAACACAAUCCUGUCUCUGAGCUCUACGGACAAUUUCUUUGACCUCAUGGCUUGGUUUUUGCUCUGACAUGAAACUGUCAACUGUGGGACCUUAUAUAGACAGGUGUGUGUCUUUCCAAAUCAUGUCCAAUCAUUGAAUUUACCACAGGUUGAAUCCAAUCAUGUUUGGAAACAGGAUGCAGCCCAAGUCUCAUAGGUCUGAAUACUUAUGUAAAAAAUGUAUUUCUGCUUUUAUUUUUUAAUAAAUUAGCAAUAAUUCUAAAAAACUGUUUUCACUUUGUCAUUAUAGGGUACGGUGUGUAGAAUUAUAAGGGAAAACAAUAAUUUAAUCAAUUUUAGAAUAAGGCUGUAACGUGGAAAAAGUUAAGGGGUCUGAAUCAUUUCCGAAUGCACUACACAUGUGUAUUUAAUACACAGCCCAAAACAAAUACUUUUAUUUGAAUAUUUAAAUGGUUAUGAAAAUCAAAUGUAUUAUUAUUUAUUUAUUUCACCUUUACUUAACCAGGUAGGUGUCACGCCCUGGCCUUAGUUAUCUUUGUUUUCUUUAUUAUUUUGCGGACUAAGACUAUGGUGAAGUGGGGUCCACGUCCCGCGCCAGAGCCGCCACCAUGGACAGACGCUCACCCAGACCCUCCCC
Molecule: messenger RNA, 9606 nt
Organism: Oncorhynchus keta (chum salmon)
Lineage: Eukaryota; Metazoa; Chordata; Actinopteri; Salmoniformes; Salmonidae
Gene: plekhh1
Product: pleckstrin homology domain containing, family H (with MyTH4 domain) member 1
Exons: 31
Coding region: 381-4763 (1460 amino acids)
Cellular component (GO): cytoskeleton
Source: RefSeq, a predicted model, not a curated record